GUCAUGUCAGUUGUGGAUCCGCGGCGUUUCAACAGAGCGUAUUCAAGACAGCGCAGUACUUACUCGAAGUGUUCCCAGCAAUGAAAGCCUUUGUGUGUCUCCUGCUCAUCGGAGCGGCCAGCGUGACGGCCAAGCCGAAGCCUGGCGGCAGUAGCGGCGGAGGAGGUGGCUGGUCCUCGAGUGGUGGCGGCGGCGGAGGUGGUGGCUGGUCCUCGAGCGGUGGAGGAGGCGGUGGCCAUGGAGGCGGGGGAGGUGGUGAUAUCCAGAUAAUCAAAGUGAUCACUGAGAGCGGCGGAGGCGGAGGUGGCGGCGGUGGAGGCUGGCAAUCUGGAGGAGGAGGCGGUGGAGGAGGAGACUGGUCAUCUGGCGGAGGAGGUGGUGGAGGAGGAGGCUGGUCCUCUGGCGGAGGCGGAGGUGGCGGUGGUGGAGAUGUCAAGCUCAUCAAGAUCAUUAGCCUGGGUGGAGGCGGCGGCGGUGGCGGUGGACACGGCGGUGGCGGAGGCGGAGGAGGCUGGUCGUCCGGCGGUGGCGGAGGAGGAGGAGGCUGGUCGUCCGGCGGUGGCGGAGGAGGCGGCGGUCAUGGAGGUGGCGGCGGCGGCGGUACCAAGGUCAUCAAGAUCAUCAAGCUGAGCAGCGGAGGAGGCGGCGGUGGUGGCCAUGGAGGUGGUGGAGGCGGCGGCGGUGGAGGCUGGUCCUCAGGGGGCGGUGGAGGCGGCGGUGGCUGGCAACCAGCCGGCGGCUGGGCCUAAGACUGAACUGAAUCCGCACCUCAUCUGAUCCUGCCCCAAAGUCCGAGCAGGAGACGGAGCUGGAGUCGGAUCAGAUCGGGGCCAGCAGAGCAGUCUGUAAAUACUGUAAAUAUCCAAUAACCGUUCUGUUUUUUUUUUGUUUUCCUGAAAUGUUACUAAAUUAUGAAUCAAUUAUAUAGCAAAUUGCAUUUGCUUGGCAAACGUUUUGCAUUAUAUUCUUGGAACAUGGCCAAUAGAAGCAAUAAAUCUCGACCCAACUGUUA
Molecule: messenger RNA, 1012 nt
Organism: Drosophila pseudoobscura
Lineage: Eukaryota; Metazoa; Arthropoda; Insecta; Diptera; Drosophilidae
Product: ctenidin-3
Exons: 2
Coding region: 81-749 (222 amino acids)
Source: RefSeq, a predicted model, not a curated record